Molecule: messenger RNA, 1722 nt
Organism: Arachis stenosperma
Lineage: Eukaryota; Viridiplantae; Streptophyta; Magnoliopsida; Fabales; Fabaceae
Product: BURP domain-containing protein 13-like
Exons: 2
Coding region: 57-1565 (502 amino acids)
Source: RefSeq, a predicted model, not a curated record
AUUCUCACUUCACUAUUGAUAUUAGUAAAGAAGCUUUUUUCAACAUAGUUGGAAAGAUGGCUACCAAGCUUGCUCUUUGGUUUCUUCCUUUUCUCCUUUUCUUCUUAAUGAAUGGACAUGGCAUCAGUAGCAGAGACUUGAAGGUAGAGUUGCAAGAUCAUACAGAUACCAAUUCACAAUCAUAUAUUACUAACUAUAUAACUCCUGCAAACACACAGAAGGAAGAAAAUGCACAACAAUACCUUUUUGGGUACAUAGCCACUUCAGACAAUACCCAAUCAAAUUACAAAACAUCCAAAAAACACAACCACCCUUCACAUUCACACCAUGCAAAUCUCAAUCAACCUUACAUCACCGUCUAUCAAACUUCUAAUGCCCAUGAUGCCAACAAGCCUAACUACCUUCUAGGUUAUAGAACCAGUACCCAUGCUCCUGACACAGAUAUUUUAUUCUGGUCAACUGAUAAAGCUUAUAUCACUCAACAUGGUGGUGAUGUUGGUCCCAAAAGUGAUUCAAAUGCGCCAUACAUCGCUCAAUAUGGCGUUGGUGGUUCCAACAAAGAAGUAAAAAAAUCUGCCACAGCCCAGGAUUCGGCUAAGCCUGACGUAACAAAUUAUGGCCUUCAUUCCAAGAAAACAUAUAUCACUAAAUAUGGUAGUGAUGCUGGUUUUAAGUUUACUCAAUAUGGUGAUGGCAUUGGUCCCAAAAGAGAUUCAAAUGCACCAUACAUCUCUCAAUAUGGUGGUGACAAUUCCAACAAAGAAAUAAAAACAAAGUCUGCCACAACCCAGAAUUCAGCUAAGCCUUAUAUGACAACCUAUGGCCUUCAUUCUAAGAAAACGCAAGGCUUGAAGGGAGGGCCACCAUCUCCCAGCGUAGACCACACUGAGGCAUUCAAGGUUGGAUUCUUCGCCAUGGAUGAUCUCUACAUAGGGAACAUUAUGACCCUCCAAUUUCCUGUGGAAGAGUUCUCUCACUUCCUAUCAAAGAAAGAAGCCGACUCCAUUCCUUUCUCAAUCCCACAACUUCCAAGUGUCCUUCAACUCUUCUCAAUCUCUGAAGAUUCUGCACAAGCCAAGUCCAUGAGAGGCACAAUUGAACAAUGUGAAGCAGGAACCAUCACAGGGGAGACUAAGAUUUGUGCUAACUCUUUAGAGUCCAUGCUGGAAUUCGUCCACAACAUCAUUGGAUCAGAGGAAAAGCACAACAUUCACACAACUACUCCAUCUUCAGGGGCUCCUCUGCAAAAAUAUACCAUUUUGAAAAUAUCAGAAGAUAUAUAUGCUCCUAAAUGGGUAGCUUGUCAUCCUAUGCCAUACCCAUAUGGUGUUUACUUUUGCCACUACAUAUCAACAGGGACCAGGGUGUUCAAGGUCUUGUUAGAUGGUGAGAAUGGAGACAAGGUUGAAGCUCUUGGCGUAUGCCACUUGGACACAUCUGAUUGGAGCCCAAAUCACAUUCUGUUUAAGCAACUUGGGUUCAUGCCUGGGGAGGCUCCAGUGUGCCACUUCUUCCCUGUGAAGCAUCUUAUGUGGGUUCCCCAACCCUCAACAGCCACCAUGUGAAAAGAAUAGGGAGUGAGUAUCUAUGCAAUAAAGGGUCAAUGAUAAAUGGCCUAGUAGCCAACUCAUGAUCUUGUUCCUAUUGUAGACUUCAUCUUUGUUUGUAUGACUUGCGUUUAUGAAUGAAUUUUAAGAUUAUGGUUAAAAAAAAAAAGAAAUC